Messenger RNA from Miscanthus lutarioriparius, 2130 nucleotides. The record is from the annotation of a GenBank genome assembly. NCBI's taxonomy places the organism in Eukaryota, Viridiplantae, Streptophyta, Magnoliopsida, Poales, Poaceae.
AUGGAGGAGAGCUUCGUGCCCUUGCGGGGCAUCAAGGACGACCUCCACGGGAGGCUCGCCUGCUACAAGCAGGAUUGGACCGGAGGGUUCCGUGCCGGUAUCAGGAUCCUGGCGCCGACCACUUACAUAUUCUUCGCGUCUGCGAUACCGGUGAUAUCGUUCGGGGAGCAAUUGGAGAGAAACACUGAUGGAGUCCUCACAGCAGUGCAGACGUUGGCAUCCACUGCCGUGUGCGGCAUAAUCCACUCCAUUGUGGGAGGGCAGCCCCUGCUGAUCCUGGGAGUUGCUGAACCGACGGUGCUCAUGUACACAUUCAUGUUCAACUUUGCCAAGGACAGGCCCGACCUCGGACGGAAUCUGUUCCUGGCCUGGACCAGUUGGGUUUGUGUGUGGACUGCCAUCCUACUGUUCUUGCUGGCCAUACUAGGCGCAUGCUCCAUCAUCAACCGGUUCACACGCAUCGCUGGCGAGCUGUUUGGGCUUCUGAUUGCUAUGCUCUUCAUGCAGCAGGCUAUCAAGGGACUUGUUGACGAGUUCCGCAUUCCUGAGAGGGAAAACCGAAAGGCACUAGAGUUUGUUCCAUCAUGGCGGUUUGCCAAUGGAAUGUUUGCAAUUGUGUUGUCGUUUGGCCUUUUACUCACUGCCCUGAGGAGCAGGAAGGCACGGUCAUGGCGCUAUGGAACAGGUUGGCUGCGUGGCUUCAUCGCUGACUAUGGUGUUCCACUGAUGGUGCUAGUUUGGACUGGAGUGUCUUACAUACCUUAUGGAAAUGUACCAAAAGGAAUUCCACGACGCCUUUUCAGCCCUAAUCCAUGGUCCCCCGGUGCAUAUGACAAUUGGACAGUCAUCAAGGAUAUGACACAAGUUCCACUCCUCUAUAUCAUUGGUGCCUUCAUACCAGCAACGAUGAUUGCUGUUCUCUACUACUUUGAUCAUAGUGUUGCAUCUCAGCUUGCUCAGCAGAAAGAGUUCAAUUUGAGGAAACCUCCAUCCUUCCACUACGAUUUGCUUCUCUUAGGCUUCCUGACGUUAAUGUGUGGCCUUAUUGGUAUCCCUCCAUCAAAUGGUGUCAUUCCACAAUCACCCAUGCAUACAAAGAGUUUGGCUACUCUCAAGCACCAGCUGCUUCGUAACCGUCUAGUAGCCACUGCACAAAAGAGCAUGAGCCAGAAUGCGAGCUUGAGCCAACUGUAUGGCAGCAUGCAGGAUGCUUAUCAGCAGAUGCAGACACCACUAGUUUAUCAGCAACAGUCUGUCAGAAGAGGCUUAAAUGAGCUCAAGGACUCAACAGUCCAGCUAGCUUCGAGUAUGGGUAACAUUGAUGCACCAGUUGAUGAGUCAGUCUUUGACAUAGAGAAAGAAAUUGAUGAUCUGCUGCCCAUCGAGGUCAAGGAGCAGCGCUUGAGCAACUUGCUACAGGCUUCCAUGGUGGGGGGUUGUGUCGCUGCUAUGCCUCUACUUAAGAAAAUCCCUACAUCUGUCCUCUGGGGCUAUUUUGCCUUCAUGGCCAUUGAGAGCUUGCCUGGUAACCAGUUUUGGGAGAGGAUCAUGCUGGUCUUCACUGCUCCCAGCAGAAGAUACAAGGUGCUUGAAGAGUACCACACCACAUUCGUCGAGACAGUGCCAUUCAAGACGAUAGCCAUGUUCACAUUGUUCCAGACAGCGUACCUGUUGGUCUGCUUUGGAAUCACAUGGAUUCCAAUAGCUGGAGUUCUUUUCCCCCUCAUGAUCAUGCUCCUGAUUCCAGUCAGGCAGUACAUCCUCCCCAAGCUCUUCAAAGGUGCACAUCUAACUGACCUAGAUGCAGCUGAAUACGAGGAAUCACCAGCUAUACCAUUCAGCCUUGCUGCGCAAGACAUCGAUGUCGCAUUGGGACGCACCCAGAGUGCAGAAAUCCUAGACGACAUGGUCACGAGAAGCCGGGGUGAGAUCAAACGCCUCAACAGCCCGAAGAUCACCAGCUCAGGUGGCACACCUGUGGCAGAACUGAAAGGCAUCCGCAGCCCAUCCAUUUCUGAAAAAGCAUACAGCCCUCGUCUCACUGAGCUCCGGCAUGAGCGAAGCCCUUUGGGAGGGAGAAGCAGCCCUAGGACGCCAUCCAAGUUGGGUGAAGGCUCAACGCCAAAGUGA